Moesziomyces antarcticus is the source of this 2586-nucleotide messenger RNA. RefSeq lists its product as uncharacterized. The record is from RefSeq and is a predicted model, not a curated record. Bases 1 to 2586 code for a protein of 861 amino acids. The transcript has a single exon. Lineage: Eukaryota; Fungi; Basidiomycota; Ustilaginomycetes; Ustilaginales; Ustilaginaceae.
AUGGCAGUAGCCACAGACCCGUCAAAGGCAGGCGGAUCGUCGUCGCAGGACAGCGUGCUUUCUUCGGUGCCCUUCCGAGACUCGUCGGUGCCGCGGAGCCGCAAAGUCGCAGCCACGACCGCAAUGCAACCUCCAGUCGCAUCUAGCUCCCACGCUUCCAGCUCCCACACCUCUCGCACCGCUCCCGGCUUGGCAUACUCGACAUGGCUAGUGCUCGAUGCCGAUGACAGCGCUCGUCCGUUCCUAUCGGCACUUCAAGCAAAGGCUGCCGGCCCAUCGAUUGUGCCGAGCGGAGCUGUUUCGCCCGCAGCGCGCAGCGCAGAAAAGCUCACCGAGCUCACCAACACUUCCACUGCAGCCGCAGCACAGGCGGCGCGCAAGGCCUCGGCCAGCUCACACGUCAGGGUCCGGGCGUCCAAAUUCGACGCUGCCAAUGCCGAGGCCAAGGAUGGCGUCAAUGGACUCGAUAAGGAUCGCAGGGCGUCGCUGCAGCAUGCGGCAUCACACGCGGGAGCGUCGGCCAGCAUAACAGGCAGCAUCGGUCGCAGAAGCUUCAUGUCCCGUCUCAGAGGCGCGGGCGGAAGCGUGUCGAGCGCAAGCGUCUUCCAAGCACAGGGUCAGCAAGGCGCAGAAGAUGCGGCAUCGGUGUCAGCAUCGGGCAGCUGGUCCAUCGUCGACACCCCGGCUCCAAUCAAAGAAGAAGGGCAGGACGCCUCGGCUGCGCGAAAGGUCGUAUUUGCAUUCUCGUCCAUGGCGACAUCAAGCGCCGUACAACAAGCAUCUGGUCUGGUGGCACGCUGCUCUGCCAUGCUGUCGCUGUCUCCCGAGGACCAGAUCGUCGAGCAAGUCCAUCCGGACCGCGUCGAUGCAACAUCCACUGCUGCCUUGGUCCAAACCCACCGCGCAGAAGCCAUCUAUAUCGGGUCCGCACAAUCUUCGACGUCAAGCACUCAGCUCUACGCUUUUCUGCAAGCGAUUGUCGAUGCAUCCAGCGCACCGGUCAAGUUCAUUGCGGUCGAGCCAGUGACAGUCCGGAGAUUAUCGGCAGAGCAAGCAGCCGCGUUGUUCGACGCCGCACGCACACGACGCGUGCAGCUCUCCUUACCGCCUCGAUGGACGGUCAUGGGCAGAACCGAUCUCGACGAGACGCUCCAAGCGCUCGAGCUGUUGCACGAAGUGGAGGCGGAGCAGGCGCGGAGUGCGCAAUCGGUCGGUGAUAACGAGGAGGCAGACGUGAGCGGCAACUUUGACGUGAGCCUGUCCAACAUCCCGACAGGCAUGUCCAGCGAUAAGCUUGACGAGUCCGCCGAGCUAGAGACGGUCAAGGCGCAGGUGGCACAGCUCGAAAGAGACCUGCAGAACAAGGACAGGCGCAUUGCAGAGCUUGUGCGCCAGGCAGAGGCGCUAACCGCGGAGAACAAAGCCGCUAAGGCAGCGUCUGAGCUAGCGUCGAUUCCAGCAACAGCAGCAGCCGCUGAGGAAGCAACUGCAGUGUCAAAAGCAGAUACGAGUGCGCCGGCACCUCCUGCGACUAUCUCUGCGUCUGCGGUCGCAGCGGGAACGAGUGCAGAGCUUCUAAAGCCAGCGGAAGAACAGGCGCCGACCACAUCGCACACGCCAGUCCGAACCCCCACUGCGAGGCAACUCAACUCCAACGCGGCUGCUACGCCGAUGAGCACGCCUGUAGCGUCGUCGUCUCGCAACUUGGCUGCAGCCGUAGGCUCCAAUACAUCAUCGCCACACGGUGCAGUCGCAGGGGCACUUGGGGCUGCGGCAGCAAUCACUGGGUCUCCUGGAUCUCCGAGUGGCGGCGCGCGGUCUUCGGGCAAAGUGAUUGCCACGCUUACCGCGGAACUCUCGGAGACGCGAGCGAUACUCGAGGCGACGCGCGCGGCGCUGGCGACGGUGCGUACGCAGUCGGCAGCGUACCAAGCGCAGGCGGACGAGAUGCGAGGUACGCUAUCACGGGCACGGCUGGAGAACGAUUCGUCGGUGGGCAUCUUGGCGCGCAAGGACCGGCAGAUUGUGGAGGCGCUCGAGCGCGCACGCAAGGCGGAGGCGGAGGCUAAAGAGCUCGGGAGGGCGGGGCGCGAGUGGGGCACGCGCGUGCGCGAGGUCGAGGACGAACUGGGCAAGGAGCGCAUCAAGCGCUCACGGGCCGAGCAGGCAUACGACGCACUCAGCAGCGAAUGGAAAUCCGCGCGCGAACGGUUACGUGCCGAAGUGGACGAACUACGCACCACCCACACCGACCAAGUUCAAGCCCUAGCCAAGGAGUACGAUACUCUACUCGCCUUCAAGACUCGUCUCCAAGACCAUGCCAACAUCACCAUCGAGACGGGCAAUGCUGAUUUUGGAGCACACGCCCUCGUCAAGGACCUCGAGCGGGUUAACACCGACAUGCAGACGUACCUCUCCACUCAGGUCCAUCCGCUCGUCGACAGAAUGGCAAAGCUGGAGCAGCGCGAGAAUCAAGACAUUGUGGACAGGAUCACGAUGCUCACCGACGAGCUUACGCGCAUCAAAACCCUCAUGCGCCGAGGCGACAUCACUAGCCCCGACCAAAUCCCACCCUCCACCCUCUAG